Molecule: messenger RNA, 562 nt
Organism: Periconia digitata
Lineage: Eukaryota; Fungi; Ascomycota; Dothideomycetes; Pleosporales; Periconiaceae
Source: the annotation of a GenBank genome assembly
UCUCCCACAAGUCACAUCAGGAAUGUGCACUUGGCUACAUGUCAUUCUCAAUAUAUCGCUUACCUGGAAUGCCCCAGUGACAUAGCAAGUGGAGUUAGCCUCUAUGUGUAGCCCAUCCUGUCGGUUUUUCUUACGAGCGAGAUUCUUCCAUACAGGACGUAGGCAACAGCGGAGCAAGCUGUGCAGGGAUGUGUUCGGUGCCAGCAUGGAAAGCGCAGCCAAACAAUUGCGGGGACUCGGAAAGCAUCAUUCAUUCAGAUAUGUAGACUCUAUAAACCCCAUUCAGUAAACCAAGUACAUUGAUUGAUAGAAAAUUGAUAGCUAAUUCACGCCCCUGCUCCAAGCGCACGGCCGAGAGCUUAUGGCGAUCAUUCGCAUUUCGAGUAGACGAUGAGGCAUUUCGGUUCUGACUAGGAAUUACCAAGGCUUAUACCAAUCCUAUAAAAAUUUAUGGAUAUUACCUCAUGAUCCAACAUUCGUCAAAUAUGAGAGGGGGAAUGAUCAGACGCAGCCGCAUGAACAAUUUCGCAGCAGACGUAUGAUGGAAUGCUUGCUGAACUCU